AUGUCUUAUAAAUGUCAGGGAGCUCAAUCUUUGAAAGCAUCAAACCAAAAAUAUAUUAUAAGAGAUGCAAGAGGGGCAAGAGGUGCAGUACAUGCAAGAGGCUUAAGAAGAAAUAAACAUGUUGAAGAAUGUUAUCAACCUUCUUCAACUCAACAAUCUACCACUUAA
Molecule: messenger RNA, 168 nt
Organism: Funneliformis geosporum
Lineage: Eukaryota; Fungi; Glomeromycota; Glomeromycetes; Glomerales; Glomeraceae
Source: the annotation of a GenBank genome assembly